Phragmites australis (common reed) is the source of this 1547-nucleotide messenger RNA. Its product is annotated as AT-hook motif nuclear-localized protein 20-like. The record is from RefSeq and is a predicted model, not a curated record. Gene Ontology annotation, molecular function: DNA-binding transcription factor activity; minor groove of adenine-thymine-rich DNA binding. The transcript has a single exon. Gene Ontology annotation, cellular component: nucleus. NCBI's taxonomy places the organism in Eukaryota, Viridiplantae, Streptophyta, Magnoliopsida, Poales, Poaceae. The coding region runs from base 458 to 1264 and encodes 268 amino acids.
CCCGGCCCAUCUGCGCCGCGAUCAGAAGGCCAUGCCGCAGCGCCAGCACCUUGCCUGAACCUCUUCCUCUCUCUCUCUCUCUCUCAUGUUGGCUACCACAGUUACUACAAAUAGUAGCAGCUCUGCCACGCACUGACCGUACCGUGUAUAUAUGUCUCGGACUCUCGGUUGGGGUUGGAGGCCAAGCCUUGCGGUUGCAGUCCAUUCCGUAGUUGAUAGCUCCAGAAGGUUUCCGAGUGGAAGAGGAAUGCUUCUUCGACUGCGCGCGCGAGAGAAGCGAACUCUAGAGAGGAGCAUAAAUAGCUACGGAGAGCUAGCAACGCCUGUCUGUAGUUUCGUUCCUACCACUUGCUAGCUCAGAGACCACUUCUUGAUUAGCUCGUGGUUUUUCUUCACGACUACGAAAAUAGUAGGGCUGGCAAACCGGUGGCCGGCCGGCGGCGCGGCAGCCGAGGAGAUGGGGAUCCUCGACGGCAACUCGCUGCAGGGCCACCACCACGGCUACUCCCACCACCACAUCGGCGCGGGAGCGGGCCCAGUCAGCAGCAUCAACAACGACGAGGACGACGCGUCGCCGCCGCCGGCUGCGGGGGCGGGGGGCGGCGCGCGCCGGCCGCGCGGGAGGCCCCCAGGGUCCAAGAACAAGCCGAAGCCGCCCAUCGUGGUGACGCGGGAGAGCCCCAAUGCGAUGCGCUCCCACGUGCUGGAGAUCGCCAGCGGCGCCGACAUCGUCGACGCCAUCGCGGGCUUCUCCCGCCGCCGCCAGCGCGGCGUCUCCGUCCUCAGCGGGAGCGGCGCCGUCACCAACGUCACGCUGCGGCAGCCCGCGGGGGCCGGGGCCGCCGCUGUCGCGCUGAGGGGGCGGUUCGAGAUACUAUCCAUGUCCGGCGCCUUCCUACCCGCGCCGGCGCCGCCGGGGGCCACGGGGCUCGCCGUGUACCUCGCCGGCGUGCAGGGGCAGGUGGUUGGCGGGAGCGUCAUGGGGGAGCUGGUCGCGUCGGGCCCCGUCAUGGUGAUCGCCGCCACGUUCGGCAACGCCACGUACGAGAGGCUGCCGCUGGACCAGGACGCCGAGGAGGGCGCCGUGCUGUCCGGGUCGUCCGAGGGUGCCACCGCGCAGCUGGAGCAGCAGCAGCAUCAGCAGAGCAACGGAGGCGCCGUUGUGCCGCCGUCGAUGUACGCUGUCCCGCAGACUCCGCCGCACGACAUAUUCGGGCAGUGGGGACACGCGGCUGUGGCGCGACCACCGCCGACGUCGUUCUAACGCUGCACCGGCGGCCGGCCAAUUGAUGUCUCUCUCUUGCCUUGCUAGUUAGAUUUCCGCUUCGUCCCUAGCUGCUUAAAUUCCCUGUUAAUUAAUGUGCUAUGUCAUGCAAUAGUACUUGUAUGAUCUUUUCAUUUCUUCUCUUGUAUUUGGAGCUUGUGGAAUGUACAAUUAUAUGCGUGUCGAGAUCGAUCAAUGGUUGCUAGUUAAUCCGCAGCUCAUCAUGUUAUUUACAAUGAGUACCUGGCGUUUGUGCAAGGAUCAACGAAUCCGUUUCGUACUA